UUUUCAUUAGUUAUCUGUGGUUAUAUUUUACAGAGAUUAUCCAACAAAAUGCCGGGUUUACCCAAUGUCAAAACUCACUGCCUAGAGAACUUGAAUGAUAAAAGAGAGAGAAGCUGGGAUGAACAUAUCACUAGCCUUCUGGAUGACAAAUAUUCAGACUGGAGAAGUCCCAAAGGGACCUACAUGGUCCCUGAUGAGUUCUUGUACAAGAACCAUCCACCAGAUUUCGGAGAGCAAACAGAAAAGAAGUUUUUUGACCUCUUGAAAAAUUUUGGAGAGACUCAUCAAGAACCAAUGUUUGUGGUUCACUCCUACCAUUUUAAAGUGAUUAUUUCUGACUCGAAUGACAAUUCCAACAAGAAAGAAAGGAAGUGGGUGUUUGGAGAGCACGAUUUUGUCAUUAUUCAUCACAUACAUGGCAUAAUAUUUUUCCAGGUAAACAGAAAGUAUUACUAGAGAUAAAAAAUGUAAAUUAUGUAUUUGAUUGAUUGUAAGAUUGGCUUGGAAACAGGAAAAUUGUCCUUCAAAGCAGCCCCUUGUAUCUAAUAGUCAUUAUUGUGGCUACUGCUUCCUAAAGGAGGCAAAGCCACAUGUCAUUGAGAUGAGUGAGUGAGUGUAACAGUAGAAUUCUGAUCUUGACCCAAUUUUGAAUCUAUGUUUCCCAAUCCUACCCAGGAUUGUCAAAAAUAUUUGAAGUAGAAGAAGAAUGUAAGAAAGUAGGUGGCACUGGGGGCCUUUGGCCCCCACGCUAGGCGGGGGGUCUAAGGGCCACCAAGGCCCUUAGCGGGGUACAGGGGCAGUGGCCCGUUCAGAAGCAAAAUGAAUGUAGGGUUUUUCCACCAGCUAAUAUUGCCUCUCCUUGAAGCAAUUUUUAUAUGUUUGCACUAUUCUAACUGGCUAUUCUAACAUUCCUUUUACCACUCUAAGAAGAUUUAAUCAUUUUUAUUAGUGAGUUCAAAAAAACAAUUUAGUAGUCACUUCUCACACAGCACAAAUUUUUUUGCAAAAGAAAAAAAUUUGGAGUACCAGUGCUUUCCUUCAAAGUGUACAGUAAGUGUAGAAUUGAAAGAGACUACUGGUUCCCAACAGGAUUCCAUCUUCUUUCGAUUUUUCCUAUGACUUAAAAAAUACUGUUGCUAUCUUGCCAUCAGUACAACUUGAAAUCUUUAUCGUAUUUUGACCGUCAGAAAUUAUUUGACGUGGUGUGUGGUUGCUCAUCUAAACAACAGUGAAUUGCAGAAUUGUAUUAAAGUGCAAACGACUCAGAAAGUGCUAGUUCAAGAUUAUUUCCCAUUUAGUUUAUAAGUGAGAUACCAAAUUAGUAUCAAGCAUCAGCGAAUUCAAGAAAUUCAGAAAACAAACUAAUCUGGUUAGCACAGAGAAAACAUUAGGCAACCAUUUUACAUCUAGUUGUGUUGGCGGGCAUUGGAUUACAUCUAGUGAAAAUCAUUGAGAAGCACUCCGAAAUACAAAACUCUACAGUACUUCUGAUUCUUGUUUUGAUGCGUUUUCUUUUCUUUAUCAUUACUUCACAAUAUUAGGCACUUCAUUCUUAGUUUCAGUAGAUUCAAAACCUUUUUUUUUCCUUCAGUUUCCUUUUUUCUUUUUUUUUCUUUUUUUUUUUUAUUACCAAUGAACUGUAGCCAGCGCAACUGAAAAAGUAGCCAGCGAUAUUGCUGGUGGCCGGCGCUUUUUGACAACCCUGCCUACCUAUUGUUGUUUUUGGAGUAUCUAAGUAGUUCUAUGUUUGCACUUGUUACACAGUUGAGUUCUCUCCUUUUGUGAUUUCUGGCCUAUAGUCACCAGCACAUUGAAUUUUCAGUUAAAACUUUUCCUCACAGAUAUAUUUCAAUAGAUGUGACCUGCACAUCACAGUAACUUUUUGAAUCUUUUCUUUUUUUUUUUUUUUUUUUUUUUUUUUUUCUUUUUUAAAAUCUUUUCUGAAUCGGUGAUUUGUGCAAGAUUCGUGCAACUAGCAAGUUGUGAGCGAUACCUUGAGUUAUUCAACAGAAUGAUUGAAUGGAGGAACAGUGGAUUAGCAGAAUGGCAGAAUAUCUUAAGACAUAGAAUGACAGAAUAUCCUUCAAUGCAGAAUGCCUUGCUUGUGUGGAAAAAAGUCUUAAAAAAUGGAAUUGCAAUAAAAUAAGAAAAUUGUCUAAAAGAAGCUUGAUAUAUAUAGGAUUCAUGAGCCAAGCCAGUCCCUUUAAAAUAUUAUCAUAUUUCUAUGGUUAUCAUCAUUAUUAUUGUUAAUGUUAUUGUUUGUCACCAUUUAAAUAUGGUUGAAUGUCAAUCAGACAUUAUAUUCUUGAAUCAUGUUUUGUGCAACAGGGCACUUAUACAUCUGUGGGGUGUGGCAGGUUUUCUGUUUUGCGUGUGAGAAAAAUAUUCUUCAACACUACCUCUUAGUGUCAAUAUACUACCUCUAGUUCUUUUCAAUGCUAUAAAAAUUGGAAUUACGGUCAACUCGCCGACGGUUCAACUCGCCAACGCCAACUCGCCGACGUACAAAAUCGAGUAGAAACGUCGGCGAGUUGGUCUUCAAUCCAGUACAACUUAUUAGAAGUUAAACAUAUAGGAAAUUAAAAGAUCUUUGGUAAAAGAAAAAAUCUUUCUUGCAACAAAGUUUAUAAGAACCUCAUGGCGAACAAAUAAGGUAAACAUCACCAAUGACUAUAACAGCUUCAGACGCGAACGAGUUGUGUGUGACAACAACACCGUAAAGAGUCGUCAUGUCAAUUGGUCAGAUUUUUUUAAAGAAAACUUGGCUUUCUAGUCAAGAUCUUCAUUAAAAAGAAAAAUUCGUUUUAUUUGUAACAAAGUUUAUAAAGAUCUCAAGGCGAAUAAAACAAGAUAAACAUCGGCAAUGACUAUAAAAGCUUCAGAUGCGAACGAGUUAUUGUGUGACAACAACACUGGAAAGACUCAUCAUGUCAAUUGGUCUCAUUUAUUAAAGAAAACUUGGCUUUUUAGACAAUAUCUGUAGUAAAAAGCAAUUCUUUUUAUUUGCAACAAAGUUUAUAAGGAUCUCAAGGCGAAUAAAGCAAGAUAAACAUCGCCAAUUACUAUAUCAGCUUCAGACGCGAACGAGUUAUUGUGUGACAACAACACCGUAAAGACUCAUCAUGUCAGUUGUCAGAUUUUUUAAAGAAAACUUGGCUUUCUAGACGAGAUCUUUAUUAAAAACCAAUUAUUUGUAUUUGCAACAAAGUUUAUAUGGAUCUUAAGGCGAAUAAAGCAAGGUGAACAUCGCUAAUGACUAUAUCCGCUUCAGACGAACGAGUUAUUGUGUGACGAAUGUCAGACAACUCGCCCCCUGGACAAUUAGCCCCAGACGAUUAGCCCCCAGUCUCUGGACGAUUAGCCCCCAGUCUUAGUUUAUGUAAAGGAGAAGUUACGUUCAUUUGUUGGUCAUUGACUUUUAUGAGUUUGUGGCUCCUAAAGGAGCCCUUUUUUUUUGUGAAUGUCUAUCUAUAUUAACAUUUACUCAAUUUAAAUUACAUGGGUUGUACGAGGUGAGCACCAGUCGAUAGACGCACCGGUUUUAACAGCGUUGCGGUAAUCUGCCUGCCCGAUUGACAUAAACAAGUAGUCGCCAAUAAGUUAAAGUUUCGAAGUUUCGUCCCUGGUUUCUUUCCUUUCCUAUUUAAACAACAUGACGGAGAAACUUUCGUAACGUAUGUAAACAGAAAGAACACAGUUCAUUUUUGUAGAAUAUAUAAACAGAAAGAACACAGUUCACUUUAUAAUUCGAUACGCACGGCAGAGAAACGUUCAUAACAAGCAAACAACAAGACAGCAAGAACGCAGUUUACUUUAUAAUUUAACACGCAUGACAGAGAAAUGUUCGUAAAAAGCAAAUAACAAGAACAUUGUUUAUUUCAUAAUAUAUGAUAGGGAAACGUUCGUAAAAAGUAAAGGGCAAGAACAGUUUAUUUCAAGGUUGGUGGGUUGGGGGCUAAUAGUCCAGAGACUGGGGGCUAGUCGUCUGGGGCUAAUUGUCCAGGGGGCGAGUUGUCCGGAUACCUGUGUGACAACAACACCGUAAAGACUCGUCAUGUCAAUCGCUCAGAUUUUUUAAAGAAAACUUGGCUUUCUAGACUCUUUCUUGAGAUCCUUAUAAACUUUGUUGCAAAUAAAAAGAAUUGCUUUUUACUGAAGAUCUUGUCUAGAAAGUUUUCUUUAAAAAAUCUGAGCGAUUGACAUGAUGAGUCUUUACGGUGUUGUUGUCGCACAAUAACUCGUUCGCGUCUUAAGCUGUUAUAGUCAUUGGUGAUGUUCACCAAUGUUCACCAGUGUUUAAGCUUCUGUUUGCUGUUCACCAAUGUUCACCAGUGUUUUUUUACUAAAUAUCGUUUACUUUUCUGUAAGUUUAACUUCUAAUAAAUUGUAUUAGAUUGAGGACCAACUCGCCGACGUCUCUACUCGAUUUUAUACGUCGGCGAGUUGGCGUUGGCGAGUUGAACUGUCGGCGAGUUGACUGGAUAUCGAAAAUUGUGCUAUAUAAGUAGCCACAUAGAGUCUUUGACUGUCUAUUUUUAUGUAGUUUAUGGUUGAUAAUUCUGGUAAAUGUUCUUUUGUGUCUACUGUUGUUGCAAAGUUCAGCUAGUACAUCCACUUAGCAAAUUCUUGAUAUUUCUUUACCCACUCUUAGAGAACUUGUUACAUGAAAAAGGUACACCCAUGAUCUGUUGCCUUUAAAGUUGUGGAAGGAAACAUAUCAGCUGUUCAAAUAAGAAAAAUAAGUUUCAAAUUGUGACAUGUCCAUAAUUAUUCUGGAUAAUUAGAAGAAUAAUUAGUUGAUUAAACAACUGUUAUGUGAAAUUUUGGAAUAUUUUUCCUUUUAAGAGUACCUCCAGGUGUUUUGAAGAAAAUUAGUUAACAACACAUAUAUGAGCUCUCAUCUGAAUCUUUCUAAUCCUGAAAUCAAACAUCAAAGGAUGUUUUGAACAAAGUGAAUUAAAAAGCUCAUUUGUUAUCUUGGGUGGCUGUCAUGUGUCAUGUUAACUUUGUUGUAAAAAAAGCUUCCUAUCAAUGUAAAGAAACGUUAAGCUCCUACCAUUUUUGUUUUCAGGUGAAGGCAGCUAAAAACAGAAGAAAGACAUGUGGUAAGGCAAAGAGACAGUUGGAGAUAGACUUGAAGUCUGCAGAGGUGUCUUGUAAUGAAGAUUAUCCAAAUGAAUGUGAAAAAAUAAAUUCUGUGAUACACAGGUAUCCAGGGUUUGUAGUAAUGCCCAACUGUUCUCGUGGAUAUUCUUCAGUUCCAAAAAAACCCGACAUUAUCCUUAAAGAGGACUGUGAGAAUGAGAAUGCAUUCUCUAAGUGGUGGAAUAACAAUGUUGCUGAUAUUAAGAGCAACACUCAUUUUGAAGAAAUGUUUAAGUACCUGGUCAUGCGGUGAGUUAUAAGCUAGAAUGUCAUGCACUUUAUUAAGGGUUGAUUGCUGUGUUUUCUUUUAGCAUCUUGCAGUUUAUGACCCUUUUUAAAUCAAAUUUAAUCUUCUCAGUCUUUAACCAUUCUUUUCCAUUUUACUGCACAGCUCUUACUUGGACGCUACAUGUACAUGUCUGCCUUGAAAGAUUUCCUUCCAAUGAAAUGAAACUUUUGGCAUUGCUCAUAUUCAGGCUCAGAAUGUUUUGGGAAUUCCUCUAGAGAGACUAUAUUAACCUCCAUUGCAUGAUGGGCCAAUAGACAUGCCCAUAUUUUGAGUAAUUUAUGUUUCUUUGCUGUGUGAUUAUUUUUUGAUAUUCAAGUAGGCAUAGAAGCCUUACAUCCAAUCUAAGUCCUAAUUCUCAAUUCCCUAUCCUCAAAAAAAGUUUCUCAUUUUCUCUUAAAAGUGUCCCUUAGACUGGUAGCGAAUUGGCAGGUGAUGAUGUAAAAACUGUGAAAACUCUCAGUUGACCCUUAAAAAUCCCAAACAUUUCUUGUAAUUUUUUUAUCAGUCAGUGUUGAAAUGCUCUUGAAAUAAAGUGUGGCAAAGGUCCCCCUUGGUCAGUGCUCUAGAGAUUUGUUUCUGUAGAGUAAUUUCCUUAGCAAACUAAAGCUAACUUUUGACAGCAGCAUUGAAAGAAUAUGCUGUUUCACAAGGCACAAUGAUUUUUUGCUGAGAAGACAUUUGGUAUUUUUACUGCAAGUUGCUCCUUUCCUCAGAGAUUGCAAAGGCAGAGGCCAUCACUGUUGGGGCUGGUCAAAUAGAAAAUGAGUGAUUUUUCCUCUAUCAUAGUUGCACACCUGUCUUAACAGUUUCUUGCAUCACAGCUUUGUAACAUUAUCAUUUUGGCUACAUGCUAAAUGGGGACACUUUCAAAGCGCAAAAAGAAAUGGUCAAUGAGAACUGGCUAGGGGUUAAAGUUGAUUAUUUCACAUUUUAAAUGCAGCUAACAACCAGAAAAUGCAAAUAGUAAUGUGUGUCCAAGGUAAUUAAAAAAAGGGAAAACCUUGGAAAAAAUAUUGAUCUUUGAUUUGAAUUAUCAAACAAACCAAUGUCUGUAUUUUCUUUCUUUCUUAGUCUCUCUCUUUUGCUGUUUCAGAAAAACUCUUAGAUAUGCAUUAACCUAAAAUGAGCAGUGAUCACAAAGACUUGAUUUUAUGUUAUGUUAGAUGCUUGCAGUAUUUUUGUCAAACCAUAAACUUUGCUUUAAAAAGUAUGGUGACUAACUAUCAAGUGAUUCAAGAUGUUAUUUAAAUAUCAUGGAAGGUUUCAAUACUAAUAUUUCAGCUCACUUCAAAUGAGAGAUGUUUCUCUGCUGAGUAACAGAUGGAAAACUCACUAAAUAUGAGUUGUUUCCUGGUCUCAGCACUUUGUCGUAAUUGUUUCUUUUACCAGGACAUCAGAGCCUCUUUACUCUUGUUUAGUUUACCCUUCCUACAAUUUUUUUCUUAAUCAGCAUCGGGUAAAGAAAUAAAAUUGUUUAAAUCUUAUUGUUUUGGCUCACCAAAAAUUUAUGCAACAUGAAAUGUCCUCCCCUUGAUUUUCUGGUUUGGUUUUGUUUUGUUUUGUUUUGUUUUUUUUGAAGGUUGUGCUUUUUUGAAAAAAAUGAGCUCAGAGCCCUGUAGUUUGUAGCAAAUAAUUAGACAUGAAGGAUUUGUUGAAGUGGUUGGACUUAAUAAACUUGCACUUUUUGCAACAAGGAGCUCAUGUUUUUUUCUUACUUCAUUUCUUCAUGGGGCUACUUUUUCACAAAAACUUUGUCCUCAACUAAGUUGAAGUUGUUAUGUCAACUUACAUUUUCCAAAAAAGUCAAUUUUAAGUCCUAAAUUGGUACAAGUCAUUUAGUAUUUUUUUAAGGACUUAAGAGAUUGCUAAUUUAACCUCUUAUAAAAAAUUGCAGCUAUGUUGGAUUGUCCCUCAGCAUCCCUUUCACCCUGAGCGAUUCAAUUGAGGAAAGCAAAAGGUUGAUAGAUGUUGCGACCGCAGAUCAGAUGAAACUCUUUCUUGAUGCAGUGCGAGAGCGAUGGAUAACAGGCCCUGCUGGUAGUGGAAAGACAUGGGUACUGAUGAAAAAAGUAACCAAGCUUAUUAGGGAUGCUCAUUGGCGGCGCACAAAUGAAAAAAUACUUGUGGUCUGUUACAACAAGCCUUUAUCCUUGAUGUUGGAUAAGACAUUUAAAGACGAGUUGAUGAACAUUGAGGGAAACGAAAAGUUAGAAGAAGUUGUCACAGUCAAGACUUUUGACUCACUUCUCCUUGAUAUUGUUAGGUCCAAACUGGGUAGCUCUGCUCCACAAAAGGCCAAUGUUGCCCAAGCAUUGGAACUUGUAGAGGAAGGAAUUGUGUUUACCCAAAGCUAUGAUCAUAUAUUUGUUGAUGAAUGUCAAGAUCUUUGUGGUGACAAAUGGCCAACUCUCUUCAAGAGGUUGCAUAAGGAUGAUGCUGAUGCUAAUGUUGCUGAUGAUGUGCAUAAGGAUGAUGCUGAUGACAUGCAUAAGGAUGAUGCUGAUGCUAAUGUUGCUGAUGAUGUGCAUAAGGAUGAUGCUGAUGACAUGCAUAAGGAUGAUGCUGAUGCUAAUGUUGCUGAUGAUGCGCACAAGGAUGAUGCUGAUGCUAAUGUUGCUGAUGAUGUGCAUACAGAUGAUGAUGAUGGUGAUGAUGAUGAUGAUGAUGAUGAUGAUGAUGGUGAUGAUGAUGAAGAUGAUUGGUGUGAACCCAAAUGCAUCUGGUUCUUUUAUGAUACUAAUCAGAAUCUUGGAAAUUCAACAGAGCAGAAUCAGCUGCACAGGAAAUCAAUUGAGGAGAGCUUCUGGCUUGCAAAAGUUUGCAGAAACACUCAGGUUGUCUUUGAACAUUCAAAGAAAUACUUCAUGUCAAAGAUUCCAAAUGCAAAACCUAUUGAAUUAGGACAUAACAUAGUUGGAUUAGAGAUACAGUGGGAUGGCUCACUAACAAGUCAAGAUGUUGAGGUGGAAUAUGGUACAGAGUGCAUCAAGAAGCAUAUCAACAAUCUUCGUGCAGAAAAAGUUGAUGACAAAGAUAUCUGCAUUCUGACGCAAAAUAUAGCCAUUCGAGAUGAAAUCAGGAGAGUGCUCAAGAAAAUGGAAAUUCCGAGCCAAAAUGCUGAACAAAUGUUUCAAAAUGAUGACAACAAAGUUGUGGUUGAGAGUAUCUGGCGCUUUAAAGGGUUGGAGUCAAAAGUGGUUAUUCUUUACAACCCACCUGUUAUCUCAUAUGGUGACUGGACAACUAGGAAAAUUAAGGAACUUCUAUACAUAGCAUUCUCGAGAUGUUUUUGUUAUCUGAUUGUUGUCUCAACCAGUCAUGGUUGCAAUAAAUUAAAAUCAAAGAAGAGAUUGUCUGAGUCCCCCUCCAAAUGA
Pocillopora meandrina is the source of this 8808-nucleotide messenger RNA. NCBI's taxonomy places the organism in Eukaryota, Metazoa, Cnidaria, Anthozoa, Scleractinia, Pocilloporidae. The record is from the annotation of a GenBank genome assembly.